This is a messenger RNA of Sabethes cyaneus, 2004 nucleotides long. RefSeq names its product zinc finger protein 449-like. Gene Ontology annotation, molecular function: zinc ion binding; RNA polymerase II cis-regulatory region sequence-specific DNA binding; DNA-binding transcription factor activity, RNA polymerase II-specific. Gene Ontology annotation, cellular component: nucleus. The record is from RefSeq and is a predicted model, not a curated record. Gene Ontology annotation, biological process: regulation of DNA-templated transcription. Bases 117 to 1955 code for a protein of 612 amino acids. The transcript has 4 exons. Lineage: Eukaryota; Metazoa; Arthropoda; Insecta; Diptera; Culicidae.
GCGGUGGAGUGGAUGUGGAAUCUGUGGAAUUCGUAAUUCGAAUGGUUUUAUCAAAUUUUUCUAAUUAACCAAAGUGGAUAUAACUAAAGGACCUGGAGAGUAAACAACCUUAAACUAUGUCCGGUACGCGCAACAAAAACGUGAGGCCGGAUGAGCUUCAAGCGCUACUGCAGGCCUGUAUCGAUGUCGGGGUCGAAGCAGCUCGACAGGAUGUGGGCCGAACCGGGCAUCUCUUCUACGAUGUUCAACAGCGUAUGUCGCACUACGGAGAUUUCCCCGAGCGUAAGCUCUACAGGCUCCAGAAGUAUUACUAUCGCGUUCAGCGAGAGUUUCUCGCUGGAAAAUUAGACCCGUACCCGCCGGAAGCACGAGUGCUGUGGGGAAAGGCCGAACAUGCAGAUGCAGAUGAUCCCGACAAUGAUGACCGUUGGUCUGCGUUAAUCGAAAGUACAGUGAAACGCAAGCAGUGUCAUUCGUAUGUGUCAUACGAGGAAUUACGGGAAAUUAUUACACUGGCUCGGCAAACAAAUGUAGAAAACCUUCCGAUAGACACGCAUGAUUAUGUGUUCGAAAAAAUGGUUUCCAUGCUGAAAGAGAAAAAAAUGUUUCUUAAUCGGAAUGCAGCAAUGUUAAAGCAAGUUUAUUUCCGACUGCGAAAACGGUUUCUGAAGGGUAAAACUGCUGACUUUCCACCGGAGGCUGCUAAGCUUUGGGCUUCAGAAACGGAAGGAGAAGUCGGUAUUAAAUUUGAAAUUGUAUGUUCGGACAAUGAGAGCGAAUCACUAUCCCAAGUUUUCGAUCUUGAAAUUUCUGCGGAGGUUCCAGAAACAGCAGUGGAUAGUCAUAACGUCUGUAGGAUCUGCCAGGCGCAGCCGCUUUCAGACUGUAAAGAUUUAUUGCAAGAUACGUACAAUAGCCAAACUUAUGGGGAAAUCAUACAGGAAACUAUUCAAGUACAGAUUCUUUGUGACGGCCAAAUAAGCAGUAAAAUAUGUUUGGAAUGCUCCAAAUUCGUCGAAAGUAUGUUGAUCUUUGUUCAGCAAUGUCGGGAGGCAUGUAACAUUUCAAGUUCCUUGAAAUUUGAUGCAUGUUUCGUAGAAGAAGAUUACAUGGCUGAGCAGGGCGCCGAUCACACAGCUGAUACCGCCGUGGAGUACUUGAUUGAAAAAGUAGAGCCCGAAAUUGAUGAAAAUUCGCUAAAUGAACAACAAAGUCCCGCUCCUGCAGACGACUUUUUCAAAGCAGAGCCAGAAGCAAUUCCGGAUUGCACAGAGCAAACAAUGAGCGAUCAGCAGAAAUAUAGCGAAUUUAUUCAGAGCCGACCAUCGAAGCACAGGCAGAAAAAGAAACAGUGCCAUUUUUGCGGCAAAUCCGUACGUGAUCUUGCCAUCCAUCUGACCAGACACGGUGAAGCCAAACUACAGUGUGAAUUUUGUCCCCGAAAGUUUCCCAACAGUAACCAGUUGAGAGUGCACGUUAAUACUCACACGAAGAAGUACAGCUAUCCCUGUCGGGUUGGAAGCUGUGAUCGAGUGUUUUACAAUUGGACUACGCGAAAAAAUCACGAGCAAACGCAUGAUUCCAAAUUUAACUGCAAGGAAUGCGAUGCAUCGUACGCCUACAAAAGCCAGCUGAGUAUCCACGUCCGACAGAAGCACAAAGGAAUCCGACAUUUGGCCUGUCCACAUUGUUCGUUUAGAACAUUUAUCAAAUCCCGGUUGCUGAACCACGUUCGAAGCAUUCACACCAGCGAGCGGCCCUAUCGGUGCACGUACUGCGAGAGUACGUCUAACAGUUCCACUGGCUAUUACAUUCACUUUCAGCGACACAAAAAGAGUGGUGAAGCAAAGGAGUAUUCGAUUCUCUGCGCCUACUGUGGGCUGCAGUUUAGCAAAGAUGUGGCUCUCGAAACGCACAUCUGUCAAGAGCAUCCGGAUGUGGCUGUCGUUAUCUGAGUAAGCAACGAAGUGAGUGAUUGUCUGUUUCAAAUAUAAGCUUAUUCAU